AUAAAAAAAGCGCAAACGACAAAAGCAUGCGCAUUUUUAUCAUUGCCAGUUUCCCAAAAGCGCUCACUGUUCUCUCUCUACCCUAAAUUUCUCUCUUGUUCUUGCCGGGAACUUUUGUCGCCGACGGGAAAUCGCCGGCAUGGCAACGAACCCGCCGGAGGGUUAUACAGCCGACGACUUCCUUGAGCAAAUCCUCUCCCUUCCUUCUUAUGCCGGCCUGGCUGGAGCUGACGCUGGAAACGCAUCAGACGGUGCGGGCCUCCCCCAUCCACCGAUGUUUCCCUUGGGCCUCAGCCUGGAUAACGGGCAGGAUGAUGUUAGUGGCGCCGGAGCCUUGGCUGUGAGGCCUGAGAGGGAAGCGUUGAAUAACAACAUGGGGAGUUUGUAUGCUUUUGAUCAUUUACAGUCUCAUGCCAUCCGCCAACCUGUUCCUCAAGUUCAGCAGGCUUUUCAAGGUCAGCCAACACCAAGCACUGCAGUAACUGUGCCACACCCUCCUGCCAUUAGGCCAAGGGUUCGGGCACGAAGAGGACAAGCAACAGAUCCCCAUAGUAUUGCUGAGAGGUUGCGCAGAGAAAGGAUAUCAGAAAGAAUCAAGGCAUUGCAAGAACUUGUUCCCAGCUGCAAUAAGACUGAUAGGGCUGCAAUGCUUGACGAGAUUCUGGAUUAUGUGAAAUUCUUGAGGCUUCAAGUCAAGGUAUUGAGCAUGAGUAGGCUAGGAGGAGCUGGUGCAGUCGCACAACUUGUUGCAGACAUCCCCCUGCAAUCUAUUGAGGAUGAAACAGUGGAAAGAGGUUUGAACCAUCAGGUUUGGGAAAAGUGGUCAAAUGUGGAAACAGAAAGGGAGGUAGUUAAACUCAUGGAAGAAGACGUGGGAGCUGCCAUGCAAUUUCUCCAAUCCAAAUCACUCUGCAUCAUGCCUAUUUCACUUGCAGCGCUCGUCUAUCCUACAACCCAAUCAGAUAUCCCUACAACCAUCAAAUCUGAACCCUCUGGUCCCUCAUAAGGACUCCCCAUGGUCUUUAAUCUCUUUCAUGUUGCGUAUUAUACUGGAUCUUUACAUUUUGUAUCUCCUUUCGCAUAUGUGGCAAUGCAAUCGAAGUCGGAUGCACAAUUUUGCUGUUGUCAUCUUUUUGGCUCCUAGCUUUCUUUUUCAAGAGCUUUUGAUGACAAGAGCAAAAUCGAUGGAGGCACUUAUGGAUGGAAGCUUAUUAUUUCUUAUCUUCAUAUGAUGCUUCCUUUUUUGGGUGGGUUGGUGGGGACUGUCUUUUGCUGUGUGGGAAGUUGAAGUUUGUAAAAGUAAUGAAAUGCUACAUUAUUCAAGUGGCUUUUGGAAAUUAUUUUAUUUCUCUAAUGAUGUGUGCCAAUAUUUUAUUUUAUUUUA
Messenger RNA from Olea europaea var. sylvestris, 1384 nucleotides. RefSeq names its product transcription factor UNE12-like. The transcript is spliced from 7 exons. Gene Ontology annotation, biological process: regulation of transcription by RNA polymerase II. Gene Ontology annotation, molecular function: protein dimerization activity; RNA polymerase II cis-regulatory region sequence-specific DNA binding; DNA-binding transcription factor activity, RNA polymerase II-specific. NCBI's taxonomy places the organism in Eukaryota, Viridiplantae, Streptophyta, Magnoliopsida, Lamiales, Oleaceae. Gene Ontology annotation, cellular component: nucleus. Bases 140 to 1006 code for a protein of 288 amino acids. The record is from RefSeq and is a predicted model, not a curated record.